CUCAACCAAAAAACAACAAAAAUAUACACACAAAUAUAAAAACAAUAAAAAUUGUUUAGGAGGAUACUAAUACCAGUUAUUUGGAGAAAAAGGUUAAGAUGGGAAAAGAAAGUGGGACAUAUGCGGAAACAACGGUUCUGAUAAGCGAAGCUGAAAUGAUGGAGCGUCAAAAGAAUUACACCAUUCGAAUGCACGAUAUUGCUGCAGCCUGUUCUACAUUCAGAAAGGCUCUCCUGCAUUUUAGACUGCUAGAGGAAGAGCGUUCGAAUCAGGAGCGUUGGGAUCAGUUUCUUCGGUGUGAUGGCUUGCCCAAGGUGCGAUCCCCAAUCGAGAUUCGAACUUUCUUGGCCAAAAUUCGUCACUUCGAAGAAAUCGAAACGAAGAACUCUAUUGACUGGACAAUGGGGGUGGACGAGCGUAGUAUUCUAACACAAGAUAUUUACAAAAAGGACUUAACGCGACCAGUGUUGCAGCGAACCGCUGUUGAUAAUCCUGGUUCCUAUUUUGAGAGCAAUUUAAAGAAGUGUAUGGAUGUAUUGCAGCAGAUGGAUAUUCUGAUGGAUAAUGAGGUGGAAAUGGAACGCAUGCAAAAAAAUGUAUUGACUGAUCUUUUGGAAGUCUAUAGAGAUGUCCAACUGGAGAUUGAAAGCCUCUUUGAUCGACUUACUUAUCGCAUAUUGCGCAUGCAAAAGGCCUAUAUGAAAUCCGUUAAUGGAAUAGUGGCUAGAUGGAGCCACUCAUGUGAUCUAUGGCGCAUGGAUCUCUGGGGUCUUUACAACGUUCCCAUAUUGUUUCAGCAAUUGGAAGUACCACUAAUGAUGGUCGAUUUUAAGGAAACGGGUGUCAAGGUUCAGGUACCCCAAAGUGCGCUCUGGGAUUGUCUUACCAUCCGCUGUGUCCACACCAGUUUUGACCACCAAUCGCCGCAAGCCAAGAGCUACGAACCUUUGACGGUCGACAGCGCUUUCAUGCCCAAUGCUGGACUCACUGACAUGGAGGAGUCUGUGGUUGGUGAGUGGUUGAUGCAGAACGAUAUCCAGGAGGAGACCUUGAACAUCAUGAAUCGGAGGAGGGCGGAGUAUGAGGAACUCAUGCAGCUCAUUGUCGAGCGAACCGAGCAGGCUGCCAAGGAGGCCAAGUUUGGCAAGGGCGGCGAUGGUGAUAAGCGUGCAAAGAUAGUUAUCCCGAAGGUCCCGAAGACAGUUCCCCUUGUACCUCAGGGCAUGUAUCCCGAAAUAUUCAAUGAGUUCCUUUUUCGCGAAGAGGAUCAAUACAAGCAGUUCCUGAGAACCUAUUUCCAUCCAGACAAUCUUAGUUUGACCCCUGAGGAAGUUAAUCUUAGGGAGUGUAUAAUUGUUGGCGGAAUCUAUAACAUCUCAUUCGUGCGGCGACCGGACCAAACGCAAUUCGAGAAGUUCAACAUCAUCCUGCACGAGAAGGGUCGUGUUUUAGAGGUCAUACCCCAAGUGGUGGCCCAAAAAGAUAAUCGAAAGUCCCGACUUACCGAGUACACCAGAAUGACGCUCGGUACUUCCCAAAUGAAGCUGAAUGAUGAUGAGCUGCCGUUCUUUGUGGUAACCCUGCAGUUGCCGCCAGAUCUAUGCAGGUGGGGCAAGCCCGAAGUGUGCCAUUAUUUAAGGGAGCUCCAGACCCCAACAAGGACUCCAGAUGGGGCCACUCUCGUAACGCUAAACUUACUUUCUCCCAUACGUAUAUCAACGGAAUUAAACAAAAGGGAGGACAGCAGUGUGCGAUCGACAUUGGCUAAUCAGUUUUCACCACCUCUGAAAUCACUUCUAAAGCAGAGUAUAAUCUAUGGACCCUUUCCUUCCAGGGGAGAACCGAUAACGGAUUUCAAUUUGGAGAAGCCGUUAAAUAAGAUAGAAAUUAUAAAGCUCGAAAAAAUUUGUCUGCCUCGCAUAAUUUCCUCGUUUAAGUUUCCAAGCGAAUUCAUCGAAGACCAUCUAAGAGCCGAAGCUCUAAAGGCAAAGCCAAACCGCCUAGUAAAAAGGUCUGACACCGAAACAACUAUAGAAGCUAAAACACCAGCGGAAGUCUUCUUUGAUUUUGAAACGCAAGAUCGCCCAGAAAGGACGUUUCCUAUUUUCGACAAGGCGGGUGUUCUAGAGUUCGCAACUGCUGACUUUUUGUCAUAUUUCAAUUCUGCGGAUACAGCCACGGCGUGUGGACUAGUGUCCACUUUGGAGACCAUCAAAGAAAAAUACUUGCAGAGGCCCCUAGAAAUGUUAGAUCAAGUUGAUCUCCAAAAGUCCAAGAAGUCCGAGAAAAAGGCGGAAAAGUGGGAAAUCAAAAGUAUUGAUGGAAGAUCAAGUGCUUUAAGUUUUAGGGAGAGGUCAUCCUUUGCACAUAUAAAUGGCAGAAGGAGUGGCUUAGAUGCUAAAACCAAAAUAAAUGACUCAGAUAUAAUGAUUGCCAUAAGUUCAUCAGAUAUAAAGCUUAAAAACACUAAUUUGCCAAGGGCUUCGAAAACUAGGCACUCUAGGAGUGGUUCUGCGAUGAAACGGCGAUCAACCCGAAAGUCAUCCAGGUUUGACGAUACGGACAAGACUCGUCCUGUGGACAGUGAACCUCCAAAAUGGCUAGAUCACUGGACGAAAAAGUACAUCAUGGAAUCACAGAUAGAUCUGGAAACAAACACACUUACCUUUAGGACGGAUCGGUUGGGAAUUUUCGGAUUGGCCUUCAAACGAUACGAGCACUUUCCAUUCCGCGACUGGUGUAUACAGCCAAGUGAGGAUAAUCCAGAUGAAAUCAUACUCAGUCUGGACACAUUUCACGUGCGAAUGAUUUUCUACAUCACAGCCCUAGGAGUGCGGGGCUAUGUGACCGAUCUGGUUAAAGGAUAUACUGCCAAGCCGGUGAAGUACCUGGACUUUGUUGAGCCAAUCUCGGACUUUCGCAAAUUGAGAAAGUUGCUCAUUGAAAAGAACCUAAACAUUUUUGCCGAAAACGAUGCUAGUUAUUACAUUAAAAACGGUUACUUCUCGAUCAAGCACAUUGCCUCGGAGCUGCACACCUACAAUACCAUGGCCCUGCAAUGCAAGCUGAUGAAAUUCUACCGAUCCAGCUGGAAUCGCCUCGCCCAACGCCGUGACAUCAUCAUGGACAUGAAGAUAGCUAAGGACAACUCGGACUAUUCGGAGGUCACAAUGCGUAUUACACCCGAGAAGACAACCUUUGUCAAGAUCUCCGAGAUGUGUUCCGAUGAUGUGAAUGUGGUCAAGCUUCGUUACGAGGAGACUUGGCGGAACGUUAACACUUAUAAUGACUUUGGGCAGGCCAUUUACUCGCUAAAUCCCCAUUCCCUAGAGGGUUCCAAUAAAGACGCGAUGCUUUUCGUCUAUAUUAAAAGGCUUCUGAAUGAGAUUCGUCCUUUAAGUUACUCCUAGGAUUGUCAAGAUUUCUGUAUAAAUUUUACAAUGA
Molecule: messenger RNA, 3444 nt
Organism: Drosophila santomea
Lineage: Eukaryota; Metazoa; Arthropoda; Insecta; Diptera; Drosophilidae
Exons: 9
Coding region: 99-3410 (1103 amino acids)
Molecular function (GO): microtubule binding; beta-tubulin binding
Source: RefSeq, a predicted model, not a curated record